Messenger RNA from Periconia digitata, 962 nucleotides. The record is from the annotation of a GenBank genome assembly. NCBI's taxonomy places the organism in Eukaryota, Fungi, Ascomycota, Dothideomycetes, Pleosporales, Periconiaceae.
AUGCGCUAUGCUUUUCUCCUCGGUAAUUCUUUAUCUCGGCACUACUGCAUAAGGCGGCAGAUGUGUGCUCAUGAUUCACUUUUUUGCGAACUCUUGUUUGAUGCGUUGUCUGUGGAACGCUGCAGGAUCAAUCAAAAAAACCCGCCCUCCUCUUCUUCUGGUUCCUCCUGCUCGUCCUCCUUUUCAUCAUCUUUUGCCUCGAUGUCCAAGCCCAUCUCUCUGAGGCUGUCGCUCCAAUUCCUCAACUCCGUCAUCUCCGGGGCGUGGCCUUUGCGUCUCCGCUUCUCCACAUCGAUCUGCCCUCGUGGUGUCUCCACGACAGGUACUCUUCUCAUAGUAGCAGUCGAUUUCACCGAUUCCGUCGAUGCUCUCCUUUCCAGCAACUUGACCACGUCAGGGUUCUCCAUCAACGUGGAUGACGACUCUCUCGAUGCCGUAGACUCCGCUUCUCCUCGUGGGUUCGUGAGAUCGAGCUUGUCCAGGGCGGAUAAUGCGGUUUCCAACUUUCCACGGGCUUUCCUCUCCCGCCGCUUUGUCACGGGAAGAUCUUUCAUCCUAGUAGGCGACAUCUCUUUCAAUUCCACAGGAGCUUUUCCCUUCCGUGCCCUUAGCAAAUCGGAAUCUUCCCCCAAAAUGGGCGGUGACUCUCUGAACUCCACAGGAGCUUUCCCCUCCCGUGCCCUUCGCAAAGCGAAAUCUUCUCCCAAAGUGGGCGAUGACUUCCUGAAUUCAACACGAGCCUUUCUUUUCUGGCGGGUUGUCACGUCGUCGGGAUUUUCUGUUGGUGUAAGUGUCGCCAAUCGUGACUCCACGGAAGCCUUUUCUUCAGAACCUUCCUCAACUGGGCUAUGCAAGGGAUAACCCCCGAAGGAAGUGUAAGAUGACUCUACCGCGGGCUUAGGGACGGGCUUCGUAGAUAACCGCCUCAAUGUUGCUUUUCUUUCUAACGUGAAUGCAGCUUU